AUGCUAAAGGCUUACUGUGAAAGGGUUCGUAAACAGCUAGAGGACACUUUCUCCGGCGUUGCGAGUGAAGCCGAUGAGGGCAUUCGGCAUGAUGUAGAAGCAUGUGACUCGGUUCAGGUUGCUACCUCCAUAGAAUCUGCAAUCUUCUUGGACAGAUCGUGCCAGAGGUGCUUGUGGAAAGAAAAAGCCUCCACAGAUAUGUUCAAGUGUGAAAGGUGUGGUGAGCACAAGUGCAGUUACUAUCAAAUGCAGACAAGGAGUGCUGAUGAGUCAAUGACAACCUAUGUGACAUGCGUCAAUUGCAAUAAUCACUGGAAGCUUUGA
Messenger RNA from Juglans regia (Persian walnut), 324 nucleotides. RefSeq names its product transcription elongation factor TFIIS-like. Bases 1 to 324 code for a protein of 107 amino acids. The transcript is spliced from 2 exons. The record is from RefSeq and is a predicted model, not a curated record. Gene Ontology annotation, molecular function: zinc ion binding; nucleic acid binding. Gene Ontology annotation, biological process: DNA-templated transcription. Gene Ontology annotation, cellular component: nucleus. Lineage: Eukaryota; Viridiplantae; Streptophyta; Magnoliopsida; Fagales; Juglandaceae.